Molecule: messenger RNA, 1882 nt
Organism: Exaiptasia diaphana
Lineage: Eukaryota; Metazoa; Cnidaria; Anthozoa; Actiniaria; Aiptasiidae
Product: pyruvate dehydrogenase protein X component, mitochondrial
Exons: 6
Coding region: 10-1464 (484 amino acids)
Biological process (GO): pyruvate decarboxylation to acetyl-CoA
Cellular component (GO): mitochondrion; pyruvate dehydrogenase complex
Molecular function (GO): acyltransferase activity
Source: RefSeq, a predicted model, not a curated record
GAAGCCAACAUGGCGGCUUUGAACAACCUUGUCGCUCUUGCUCGUCGUGUUCAAAUCUGCAGUAAUAAAUUAGGUCGUGUACAAUCCCUCUUACAUGGGAAACCUUUCCUAAAGACUUUGAGGACGACUCAAGUGGUUCAAGGCUCGGCUCCCACACAAAUCCUUAUGCCAGCCUUAUCACCGACAAUGGAGGAAGGUACAAUAGUCACAUGGUUGAAGAACGAGGGUGAUGCCGUCAACCCAGGAGAUGCAUUAUGUGAGAUUGAGACAGACAAAGCUACCAUCACCAUGGAUACAGAAGAGGAGGGAGUCCUUGCUAAGAUUCUCAUUCCGUCUGGUACAAGCAAAGUUAAAGUUAAUGAACUGAUUGCUCUGAUUGUUGAUGAGGGAGAAGAUAUUACAAAAGUUGAGAUUCCUGUUUCURGCCAUGUUUUACAUUCUGAAGAAGAGGUUAGCACCACAUUAUCUGAAAGUGAAGUAUUUGGGUCACAAGUCUCCUUAUCACCGGCUGUAAGAUAUCUUAUAGAUACAAACAGCCUUGAUGCUAAUCUUAUUCCAGCUACUGGGCGUGGUGGGCGUAUCUUAAAGGGGGAUAUCCUGAGAUAUCUGUCAAGUUCUGAAGUAAAGAGAAUUGCAAAAACGCCUGUUCAAAUGUCAACUGCACCAACACAGCAACCUGUACAGCCUGCUGGAAUAGCUCCACAACAGUUGCAAACACCAUCUCUACCAGGAAAACCAUCUCUACCAGGAACACCGUCUGUACUAGGAACACCGCCACUUGUUGGCAGAGCUGAGGAUGGUUAUAUUGAUAUUCCAAAUACUGGAAUGCGUUCAGUUAUUGCAAAGAGAUUGACAGAGUCUAAGACAACUAUACCUCACCUGUAUGCUUCGUCUGAGUGUUUUAUGGAUAAUUUACAAAAUAUGAGACAGCGUUUGAAAGAGAAAAAUAUUAAGGUGUCAAUAAAUGAUCUUAUUGUGAAAAUUGCUGGAAUCACGUUAAAACAAGUUCCUGAAAUGAAUGCUGUUUGGGACGGAAAAGAACCAAAGUUGCUGGAUGAAAUUGACAUUGCAGUUGCUGUGGCAACAGAUGGUGGGCUGAUAACACCUGUAAUUCGAGACGCAGCGCACUUGGAUGUCACACAAAUAUCCCUCAUUCUCAAAGACUUGGCAUCAAGAGCGAGAAGUAACAAGCUUCAGCUUCAUGAGUUCCAAGGUGGCUCGUUUACAAUUUCCAACCUCGGCAUGUUCGGAAUUACUGAAUUCUCAGCUGUAAUCAACCCUCCACAGGCUUCCAUCUUGGCUGUUGGUGGCACAAGACUUGCUUUGACAGAUGACGAUGCCCUACAAAARGUUAUGACAGUYACACUGUCCUGUGAUGCAAGGAUUGUUGAUAAUGAUCUAGYGUCAAGAUGGCUUCGAGCUUUUAAAAACAAUAUUGAAAAUCCAACAAAUGCGGGCUUAUGAACACUGAUUGAAAACAAGGCCGAGGACUAGGGAUGGGCUGGGAAUAGUAUAUUUGCAAAAAUGUCUCUUAAAAAUCAUUAUAGGCCACAAAAYAUUGUGAUAAUGAUUCAAUAGUUUCGAUAUUCCAUUUGUGUGAAUGAAGGAUGCAAUUAUUUUUGUCUCUACUAGUAAUUUUAGUCGUGCGACGCCAUCUUUGAUUUUCUAUCCCAGAAUCCUUUUCAGUCAUCAUCUUCCAGAAAUCUUCGAUCGAUGGAAGGAGGCUACCGAUUACAUUAACAAUGCUACCACAACUGAAUGUCUCAAACUGUCCCAAUCCUUUUACCCUUCAAUGGAAAAAAUCUACUUUGUAAAAAGUAAGGAAAUCUAAAUUUACAAUGUAAAACUACAGGAUUUCAGUCAAAAGAAAAGUUACAAAAUG